Molecule: messenger RNA, 1446 nt
Organism: Dama dama (fallow deer)
Lineage: Eukaryota; Metazoa; Chordata; Mammalia; Artiodactyla; Cervidae
Gene: SP9
Product: Sp9 transcription factor
Exons: 2
Coding region: 1-1446 (481 amino acids)
Biological process (GO): regulation of transcription by RNA polymerase II
Molecular function (GO): RNA polymerase II cis-regulatory region sequence-specific DNA binding; DNA-binding transcription factor activity, RNA polymerase II-specific
Source: RefSeq, a predicted model, not a curated record
AUGGCCACGUCUAUACUUGGGGAAGAGCCGCGCUUCGGAACGACCCCGUUGGCCAUGCUGGCGGCGACCUGUAACAAGAUCGGCAACACGAGCCCGCUGACGACGCUGCCGGAGUCGAGCGCCUUCGCCAAGGGCGGCUUCCAUCCCUGGAAGCGCUCCUCGUCCAGCUGCAACCUCGGGUCCAGCCUCUCGGGCUUCGCAGUGGCCACAGGCGGCCGCGGCUCGGGCGGCCUGGCGGGAGGCUCGGGCGCAGGCAACAGCGCCUUCUGCUUGGCCUCCACGUCCCCUACGUCGUCCGCUUUCAGCAGCGACUACGGCGGCCUCUUCUCCAACUCGGCGGCGGCCGCGGCGGCAGCGGCCGGCGUGUCCCCACAGGAGGCGGGCGGCCAAUCGGCCUUCAUCUCCAAGGUGCACACGACGGCGGCCGACGGCCUGUACCCGCGCGUGGGCAUGGCGCACCCUUACGAGUCGUGGUACAAGUCAGGCUUCCACUCGACGCUGGCGGCGGGCGAGGUGACCAACGGCGCUGCGUCGUCGUGGUGGGACGUGCACAGCAGCCCGGGCUCGUGGCUGGAGGUGCAGAACCCCGCUGGGGGGCUCCAAAGCUCGCUGCACUCGGGCGCCCCCCAAGCCUCGCUGCACUCGCAGCUCGGCACCUACAACCCCGACUUCAGCUCGCUCACGCACUCGGCCUUCAGCUCCACGGGCCUCGGCUCCUCGGCCGCCGCCGCUUCGCACUUGCUCUCCACCAGCCAGCACCUGCUGGCCCAGGACGGCUUCAAGCCGGUGCUGCCCUCCUACUCGGACUCCAGCGCCGCGGUGGCGGCCGCCGCAGCCAGCGCCAUGAUCUCGGGCGCCGCGGCCGCCGCCGCCGGGGGGAGCUCGGCGCGCUCGGCCCGCCGCUACUCCGGCCGCGCCACCUGCGACUGCCCCAACUGCCAGGAGGCCGAGCGGCUGGGCCCGGCCGGGGCGAGCCUGCGGCGCAAGGGCCUGCACAGCUGCCACAUCCCGGGCUGCGGCAAGGUGUACGGCAAGACGUCGCACCUGAAGGCGCACCUGCGCUGGCACACGGGCGAGCGGCCCUUCGUGUGCAACUGGCUCUUCUGCGGCAAGCGCUUCACGCGCUCGGACGAGCUGCAGCGGCACCUGCGGACUCACACGGGCGAGAAGCGCUUCGCCUGUCCAGUGUGCAACAAGCGCUUCAUGCGCAGCGACCACCUGAGCAAACACAUUAAGACGCACAACGGGGGCGGCGGGGGCAAAAAGGGCAGCGACAGUGACACGGACGCCAGCAACCUGGAGACGCCCCGCUCCGAGUCCCCUGACCUCAUCUUGCACGACUCCGGCGUCAGUGCGGCCCGGGCGGCUGCGGCUGCGGCGGCUGCGGCUGCGGUGGCAGCCUCGGCGGGAGGCAAGGAAGCCGCGUCUGGCCCCAACGACUCUUAG